ACUGUCCCUGUCCCUGUCCCCGCGCAGGGAUGCCCCGGCGGCGGGCGGUGCCCGCGCUGACCGCGCUGUGCCUGCAGAGCCUGGCCCAGCACAUGCAGAGCCUCUGGGCCAGGGACUACAGUGACAACUACCUGGACGAGUACGAGUUCCGCUUCCUCGUGGGGCCCUUCAACGACCUGGCCUGCGGGCUGGUGCAGGAGCUGCUGCAGCUGCUGGGGACGAGCCGGCGGCUGUCGCGGGCGGCGCUGCACCUACUGCUACUGCCACACCUGCGGCAGCUCAGCCUGCGGGCCUGCCCCGCCCUGGCCAACAACGCCCUGGGGCACCUCAUCGUGCUGCGCUGCCAGGGCCUGAGUGUGCUGGACCUGGGCGGCUGCGGGCGGCUCUCGCCCUCCGUGCUGGUGGACCUGGCCGAGGGGCUGCCCCGCCUGAGCCGCCUGGGGCUGGCCCACACCCAGGCCAACAUCCAGGUGCUCUCGGCCGUGGGCUCCUGCUGCCACCACCUGCGGGAGCUCGACGUGUCCGGCUGCAAGAAGGUGACGCCGCGCGCCCUGCGCCACCUGGGCUACGACCCCGUGGAGCGCAGCCCCGGCUGCCCCACGCUCCGCGUCCUGCUGGCCCGCGACCUGCAGCACGCCGGGGACGGGGACACGGUGGCUGCCGUGGCCUUCCUGCUGCUGGCCCUGCCGUGCCUGGAGGUGCUGGCACACGGCGCCCUGCCGGAUGCGCUCGGGCUGCUCCAUUCGGGGCAGCUGGACGGCACCGAGGACUCCGAGGGUUUCCCCUCGCUGGAGGAGCUGGCGCGGGGCCGGGGGGCUGCAGCAGAGGGAGCCCCGCUCACGCUGCCCCUGCGGCAGCUGGAGGAGGUGGCAGAGGACGCGCUGGGCACCGUCCACGCCGUGUGUCCCCAAGCCGAGGAGGUCAGCGUGUGGCUGGGGGACAGUCCCGGCCCCUCAGGGCUGCGGGAGCUGCCGGGCUGGAAGUGCCUGUCCCGGGUGACGCUGGGCUGCUCCGGGCGGCACGGCCGGGCGCUGGCAGAGGUGCUGCCCCUGGCACAGGGCCUGGGCACCCGCCUGCGCGCCCUGACCCUGCACGGCUUCAGCUGCUGGGACCCUCUCUCGCUGCCCACCCUCCUCGCCAGCUGCCCCGGCCUGCAGAGCUUCAGCGCCGAGCUGGAAGUGCCGCCAGACCCCCACGCCCACCACGAGCCCCCCGAGGAGGAGCCCCCCGCCCCGCCACCACGCUGGGCCACCGACCUCCUACCCCGGGGGCUGCCCCGGCUCCAGAGCUUCUCGCUGAGCCUGGCCGGGCCGGUGCCGGCGGCGCACGGGCCGGUGCUGAGCUCCACGCUGGCCUCGCUGCUGUGCGCGGCCCCGCGGCUGCAGACGCUGCGCCUGCUGGCCGUGCCCUUCCCGCUGGACUCGGUGCUGGAGCCGGCGCUGGCGGGGCCGGCGCUGCGGGAGCUGCGGGAGCUGUCGCUGGCCGAGAGCCGCGUGUCCCCCGGCACCGUGUGGCAGCUGCUGGGCUCCGAGGGGCCCCUGCGGCGCCUGGAGCUGUCCCGCUGCCCCGACAUCCACCGGCGCGACUACGACAGCUUCCUGCAGGCCGUGAGGAAGCAGCGGCUGGACCUGGACAUCACCUGGGAAUAGCGCUGGGGUUUUUAAUAAAAGCGUCACAGUCACA
Molecule: messenger RNA, 1683 nt
Organism: Pyrgilauda ruficollis (rufous-necked snowfinch)
Lineage: Eukaryota; Metazoa; Chordata; Aves; Passeriformes; Passeridae
Exons: 3
Coding region: 30-1649 (539 amino acids)
Biological process (GO): SCF-dependent proteasomal ubiquitin-dependent protein catabolic process
Cellular component (GO): SCF ubiquitin ligase complex
Source: RefSeq, a predicted model, not a curated record